Lodderomyces beijingensis is the source of this 789-nucleotide messenger RNA. NCBI's taxonomy places the organism in Eukaryota, Fungi, Ascomycota, Pichiomycetes, Serinales, Debaryomycetaceae. The record is from the annotation of a GenBank genome assembly.
AUGGCUGACGCUUACACUCAAUACCCUUCAGUUCCAAGAACCGCUUCUAUCAACGGUUUCGCUGACAGAAUCUACGACCAAUUGCCAGCUUGUGCUCAACCAUGUAUGUUUGAAAACACCGGCUCGACCCCAUGCCCAUACUGGGACACUGGUUGUCUUUGUGUCAUGACUCAAUGGUCCGGUGUUGUUGCCCAGUGUAUCGCCGACAACUGUUCCGGUAACGAUGUUGUUGUUGCUGAGUCCUUAGCCACCUCCAUCUGUUCAAGUGCCGGUGUCUGGGAGCCAUACUGGAUGUUGCCAGCCAGUGUUUCCGACGCUUUGGCUGCUGCUGCUACUCAAGUUGAAACCACCCCAACUUCAACUGAAGAGCCAAGCGCGCCAACCACCACCGCCGAAGCUGCUACUGCUGAAGCCACCACUGAAGCACCAGUCACUUCUGAAGCAGCAGUCACUUCUGAAGCAGCAGCCACUUCUGCCCCUGCUGCUGAAACCAGUGCUCCUGCUGAAGAAGCACAACCUGAAGAAGAAGAGCAACCAACCUCAGUUGCUGCUGAAGCUGGAGAAGCUGAAGAACAACCAACUUCCAUCAGUGCCAGCGGUGAAGGUAACGCUACUACUUUUACCCCAGAAGAAGAAUCGCUUGUCCCAGUUGAAUCAUCUUCUGUUGCUGCUGCUGAGGAAUCUGAAUCCGCAGAAGCUUCAUCCAUCUCUGUUCAAUUGGCCAACGGUGCUGUUCUUCCAGGUGUUGCCGUCGGUGGUGUCAUUGCUGCCAUUGCUGCUUUGAUGUAA